AGAAAGUGAAAAUGGAGAGUGUUCAAUUUAUAGUAAUUUCAACUUGUGUUACCAUAGUGAGUGUUCUAUCGGUGUGUCUAUGGAGAGUGAUGAAUUGGGUUCGGUUCAGACCAAAAAAGUUGGAGAAGUUACUGAGACAACAAGGAUUGAUGGGAAAUUCCGAUAGGAUAUUGUAUGGGGACACCAAAGACCUUUCAGGGAUGGUUAAGGAAGCUAUGUCCAAACCUGUCGUUCCAAUUUCAAUUUGGAAGUUAAUAAGGAAUCAUCUGCUUGCAGGAAAGAAAUCAUUUAUAUGGUUGGGUCCGAGACCACAGGUGUUCUUCAUGGACCCUGAGUUUAUAAAGGAAGUAUUCAGCAAAAACUAUCUUUAUCAAACGCCUCAUUCAAAUCCAUUAACCAAGUUUCUGACACAAGGACUUGUAAGCCAGCAGGGAGACAAAUGGGCCAAACACAGAAAAAUCAUCAAUACCGCCUUCCAUCUGGAGAAGCUAAAGCACAUGCUUCCAUCUUUUUGCUUGAGCUGUACCGAGAUAAUAAGCAAAUGGGAAAACAUUGUUUCAGUUGAAGGCUCACACGAGAUAGAUGUAUGGCCUCACCUUCAACAACUGACUAGUGAUGUGAUUUCUCGGACAGUUUUUGGCAGCAGCUAUGAAGAAGGUCGAAGAAUAUUUGAGCUUCAAAAGGAACAAGCUCAGCAUAUCAUGGAAGCUAUGCGGUCGGUUUAUAUCCCGGGGUGGAGGUUUUUGCCAACAAAGAGGAACAGAAGAAUGAAGGAAAUUGAGAGGGAUGUUCAUGCCUCGAUUAGAGGUAUCAUUGAUAAAAGAAUGAAGGCAAUGAAAGCAGGAGAGGCGAAUAAUGAGGAUCUACUUGGUAUAUUGCUGGAAUCUAAUUUUAAAGAAAUCGAAUAGCAUGGAGACAAGGAUUUUGGACUGAUCAUUGAAGAAGUCAUUCAAGAGUGCAAGUUGUUUCAUUUCGCUGGCCAAGAAAGUAUGGCAGUGUUGCUUGUAUGGACACUAAUUUUGUUGAGCAGGCAUCAGGAUUGGCAGACACGGGCCAGAGAAGAGGUGUUACAAAUCUUUGGGAGUCGGAAACCAGAUUUUGAUGGAUUGAAUCAUCUAAAAAUUGUGACAAUGAUCUUAUACGAGUCUUUAAGGUUAUACCCACCUCUAGUGACAAUUAGCCGAAGACCUAAUGAAGAUACUGUAUUAGGAGAUCUAUCUUUAAGGUUGUGUCUUGUCUUGUUAUAUGUUAUAGUUGGUCCAAGAUGUUCAAUGAAGGCUUGUAAAACUGCCAAAUGGACCUCUACUUGCACUCGUGAAUCAUAA
Messenger RNA from Capsicum annuum, 1325 nucleotides. RefSeq names its product cytochrome P450 CYP72A219. The transcript is spliced from 5 exons. NCBI's taxonomy places the organism in Eukaryota, Viridiplantae, Streptophyta, Magnoliopsida, Solanales, Solanaceae. The record is from RefSeq and is a predicted model, not a curated record. Gene Ontology annotation, molecular function: monooxygenase activity; heme binding; oxidoreductase activity, acting on paired donors, with incorporation or reduction of molecular oxygen.